GUUGACAGGCGUCUGAUCAUCGUUCUCACUCUCUCCUCAUCUUCGAAGCUCGGCCAUGGAGUUCCCCUUCGGUCACCGCCAUCACCACCACCAGUGCUGCGACGAGGACCCCAAACCCAACCCUCCGCCCGCUUACCAGUCCAGCCCCUACGCCACCAACGAGUACCCGCCUCCUCCCUCCUCCUACCAGCCCGGAUAUGGUCCUCCUCCGCCGCCUUAUGGAGGUGGGCCGGAUCAGCCCUCUUAUCCUUACCAGCGUCCGCCGUCCCAUGCUCAUCACGCCAGCCAUGAGAACUAUAGCAGCAUUGCGUCGCUCCUGAGGCAGCCGUCGGUUAGGGUUUACACCACGGCUGAUGAGAAUUACUCGCUUUCGAUUCGUGAUGGGCAGGUGGUUCUCGUCCCUGCCAAUCCUAGGGAUGAGUACCAGCACUGGAUCAAGGACAUGAAGUACAGCACCAGAGUGAAAGAUGAGGAGGGCUUCCCUGCCUUUGCUCUUGUCAACAAAGUCACUGGGGAGGCUAUCAAGCACUCUGUUGGAGCCACUCAGCCUGUUCGUCUGGUGCCAUACAAUCCUGAUUAUCUGGAUGAGUCUGUGCUGUGGGCUGAGAGCAAGGACACCGGUGGAGGUUUCCGAUGCAUUAGAAUGGUGAACAACAUUCGUCUGAACUUUGAUGCCUUCCAUGGAGAUGAAGACCAUGGUGGUGUGCGUGAUGGAACCACUGUUGUGCUGUGGGAGUGGCUCAAGGGGAAGAACCAGAGGUGGAAGAUUGCUCCUUACUCUCAUCACGUCAGCCACGAGAGCCACAACAGCGCGGCGUUGAUCAGGAAUCAGCCGACGGUUAGGGUUUACACCAAGGCUGAGGAGAAUUACUCGCUUUCGAUUCGUGAUGGGAAGGUGAUUCUCGCUAGGGCCAAUCCUAGGGAUGAGUACCAGCACUGGGUCAAGGAUUUGAGGUACAGCACUAGGGUGAAGGAUGCGGAGGGUUUCCCUGGUUUUGCUCUUGUCAACAAAGUCACUGGGGAAGCUAUCAAGCACUCCAUUGGAGCAACUCAUCCUGUCCGACUGGUACCAUACAAUCCUGAUUAUCUUGAUGAGUCUAUCCUGUGGGCUGAGAGCAAUGACACUGGUGAAGGUUUCCGAUGCAUUAGAAUGGUGAACAACAUUGAAUUGAAUUUUGAUGCUUUUAAUGGAGAUGAGGACCAUGGUGGUGUGCGUGAUGGGACAAUUAUUGUUCUCUGGGAGUGGACGAAGGGAAAGAACCAGAGGUGGAAGAUUACUCCCUAUUGACGAACAACGGUAUCGAUGGUAUCUGGCUGGCUUGUUACUAGUAUUGAAAAAUAAAUUGCCGAUGGAUGGUGGAUGUGUUUAUCUUCCGGCUUCUCUGUCUUACUUAUGUGUGGAUUUUAUGUAUUGAGGUUUUAUCGAAGCCUUACCAUAUGACAUGCAUCUUUGCUUAUUAUCAUGCUUGCUUGUUUGAUCCUUAUAUAUGUAUGAUCAUCGAAUUCAUCAGUAUCUUAAUGGUGUGUUUUGUUGAAUGUAUUAAGACCUACACUAAGUCCUGAGACUUGUUUGUAAUAUGUCAGCCAGUUGGUGUGUUA
Messenger RNA from Dioscorea cayenensis subsp. rotundata (Guinea yam), 1599 nucleotides. RefSeq names its product ricin B-like lectin R40G2. Lineage: Eukaryota; Viridiplantae; Streptophyta; Magnoliopsida; Dioscoreales; Dioscoreaceae. The record is from RefSeq and is a predicted model, not a curated record.